CGCGCACCGGCUCACACACGGACUCCACGGGCAGAGAGCGCGCAGUCACACACAUACACACGCACACACACGCACACAGAGCCACAGGCGUGCGGGGGGCGGGAGCGAUCGCGCGCCCCCAGAGGAGCGGCGGCGGCGCUGAGGAGGGGACUCCGGCGGCGGAGCGCCUCCCCCGGGCAGCUCCGCGGGCCGCGCCGCGCCCGCCGCCGGGCGAUGGUGGCGGCAGUAACUUCCCCUUGAGGGGACGGGCCGGGUCGGGCCGCGCCGCGCCGGGAGAAGAGCGGAAAGUGGGGAAAGCCCGAGAACUUCCCGUCCGCCCGCCCCGCCAGGCUUCGCCGUUUCCCUCCUGAGAGAUGUCUGAGGCUCCUGCUCAGUGUUGCAUCAAGAUGGAACUGAUGGUUCAGAAAGGGAUUGGUCAUCUCUGCAACAUCUCAGAAGGAGAGAAUUUCAUACACACCUCCAGUGAGCCCAGUACCAAAUUACACUUCCUCGUCACCACUACAUGUCCCAGUGCCUCGAGCGAUCAGGAUGGAGGAAGACACGAUCAGACUGCCAGCACACCUGCGUUUGCAGCCCGUUUACUGGAGCAGGGAUGAUGUGGCACAGUGGCUCAGGUGGGCGGAGAAGGAGUUUUCCUUGAGGCCGAUUGAGAGCAACACUUUUGAGAUGAAUGGCAAAGCUCUGCUGCUCCUGACCAAAGAGGACUUUCGAUACAGGUCUCCUCAUUCAGGUGAUGUUUUGUAUGAACUCCUUCAGCAUAUCCUGAAGCAAAGGAAAGCUCGUAUGCUCUUCACACCUUUCUUCCACCCUGGGAACUCUAUCCAUGCUCAGCCAGAGGUCAUAUUACACCAGAAUCAUGAUGAAGAUAGCUUUGUCCAGAGACCUUCAAGACCAUCUACAGAAACAGUCCACCACAACCCCCCAACCAUUGAACUGUUGCAUCGUUCUAGAUCACCCAUCACCAACAACCACCGUCCAUCACCAGAUCCCGAUCAGCGGCCACUGAAGUCCCCUAUGGACAACACUAUCCGUCGCCUCUCCCCAGCCGACAGGGUGCCGGGGACAAGGCAUCAGCAAGAGAACAACCACCAGGAGUCCUAUCCUCUCUCAGUGUCCCCGAUAGAAAACAACCACUGCCCACCUCCUUCUGAGGUGCUCCAGAAGCCCUCCAGCCCUCGCCAGGAGAACACCAGGGUCAUCCAGCUGAUGCCCAGCCCUAUCAUGCAUCCUUUGAUACUGAACCCCAGGCACUCCGAUUUCAAACCACCAAGGUUGUCUGAGGAUGGGCUGCACAGGGAGGUAAAGCCAAUCAACCUGUCCCACCGAGAAGAGUUAGCUUAUAUGAACCACAUCAUGGUGUCUGUAUCCCCUCCUGAGGACCAUGCAAUGCCAAUUGGAAGAAUAGCAGACUGUAGGUUGCUUUGGGAUUAUGUCUAUCAGCUGCUUUCUGACAGCCGGUACGAAAAUUUCAUCCGAUGGGAAGAUAAGGAAUCCAAAAUAUUUCGGAUAGUGGAUCCCAACGGGCUGGCCCGGCUGUGGGGAAACCACAAGAACAGAACAAAUAUGACUUACGAGAAAAUGUCCAGAGCCCUACGCCACUACUACAAACUAAAUAUUAUCCGGAAGGAGCCAGGACAAAGGCUUUUGUUCAGGUUCAUGAAGACCCCAGAUGAGAUUAUGAGUGGCCGAACAGACCGCCUCGAGCACCUUGAAUCCCAGGAACUGGAUGAACAAAUAUACCAAGAAGAUGAGUGCUGAAGGGAACUGGUGCACCGCCUCUGUGGGUCCAUGGGAGAAACAUCUGCCCAGAUGGCUGGCACGGUUUGGGAGGGGAAGCAACAACACAGAAGCAGUACUUGGGGUCGCCGCUUAGCUUGAAGACCACGCAGGACCUGAAGCACCUUAACAAAACAAACUAACAGGCAGAAGUGGUGCUGGCAGAAAAGUAAAGGGGAGAAAGCCUGGACUUAUGCACUACUUCACUGUUCCUACAAAGUCUCCCUUGAGUUCUUUCUUUCUUUUUGGUUUGUUUCAGUUUUGGGGGUUUUUGUUGGGUUUUUUUUCCCUAAUAAACAUGCAGUUUGACUUUCCUUAUCUCACAUAGGACAAGACAUCAGAUUAUGCUUUUUUUUUUUUUUUUUGGAAGGCUUUCCUAUGGAAAUAGAGCGCUCUUAUUUUCUGUGCAAGUCUCAUGACAUAACACUGCAUAAAACAAUAGCAUCACAGAAGGGAUUUGCUCAAGGGUUCCAAUUUGCUCGGAUCAAUUUCCAUGUGCUGCCACUGGGAAAUGUGUUGAAGCUACCAAAAGAAUUUACCACACAUAACUGUCAAAUGAAGAGGAGUCACCCUUCAUGUGUAGGCUGGGAUAUCAUCCCAGCAUAGCUUGGGCUCACGAUGACUCCUGUGAGUGGCUAUUAACUGCUGGAAUAUGGACCAAAACCAAUCACCUAAGUGCUCCAGGGAGGAGAAAAAUAAAUGUGACAAACCUCUGCAA
Molecule: messenger RNA, 2494 nt
Organism: Grus americana (Whooping crane)
Lineage: Eukaryota; Metazoa; Chordata; Aves; Gruiformes; Gruidae
Gene: ETV6
Product: ETS variant transcription factor 6
Exons: 9
Coding region: 529-1758 (409 amino acids)
Biological process (GO): cell differentiation; regulation of transcription by RNA polymerase II
Cellular component (GO): nucleus
Molecular function (GO): DNA-binding transcription factor activity, RNA polymerase II-specific; sequence-specific DNA binding
Source: RefSeq, a predicted model, not a curated record